AUGCCGCGCCAGCAAGUGUACGGGAAACGCUCACGAGCAGUCUACAACGACUUCGCCAUUUUUGACAGUCCACAACGACCGACGGUCAAAUCACGAGCCGAAGAGGCGACGCAGAGACUUGUGGAGAAGGUGACCGGGCUGAGUCUACAUGAUUGUGCGGACGUCGUUGAGCAUCGGAGGCGGAGAUUAGUGCUUGGGGCGUGUGAUGCGAACAGUGUUGUCUUGCCGGUCAGACCACGAAAGACCAAGAAUGGGAGGCGGAAGAAGGUGGUUGAAGUCGAGGUGACAAUAGAACAUUCCGGGCCGCAAGACGUACGUGAGGUGGAGAGCAGAGAGGAUGUGGAAGAGAUUGAGACAAGACAGGCGGAGAGGCGUGUAAAUGAUAAGACGGCUGAAAAGGAGGAGGCAAAAGAGCAGCAGGAUCUCGUAUCAUCUACCGAAGCGCGACGAGUAUCGCCGGAGCCGCCGAAGAGGAAUAGAGACAAUAGCAUACCCCAAGCACCGACAAUCUCAGCUCUAGAUCUCUCUUUCGCAGAUCUCACGGACAAGCCAGACGACACAACGACAAUCGCUGCAGUACCAAUCAACAAUAUAUACAGCAACCACUCUCGAACUCUACUGGACCUCUCCUCGCACGACCUCACGCCCUUCGCCCUUUGGUCAUCCCAACUCUCUGACCAUUUCUCCCUGGCCAAGAUAGCCGAAGCCUCUUUCGGCGAAGUCUAUCGUUUGUCCCUACUCUCGCCACUUCCCGGUCUAUCACGAGCAGACGAAUCAGUCUUCAAAGUCAUAGCGCUACAGGCACCAAAGUCUAUCCUCCCAAUCGCAAAGAAAGCUCGAGCUGCAGCGCUGGCGAAGGCAGAAGGCAUGUCAAAAGUGGAAGAUGUUGCUAGUGAAGUGCGGGUACUGCAGAGGAUGAGCAGUAUACCCGGCUUCACUAACUUCCGUGACGUGCGGAUAGUGCAAGGCCGACCUCCGCCUCUGUUUGUGGAAGCAUUUCAAACCUACAAUGCUGAACAAAAGGCCAAGAAGAAGGAUCUUAGCCACUUUCCCGACCCAGUGAAGAAGACCAGCUAUUGCGAGGAUCAGCUCUGGGCGGUGAUAGAGAUGCAGGAUGCUGGUACGGAUCUCGAGCAGCUGGUCGAAGCGGUGGAAGGCGAAUGUACGAGUAUCUGGAGUGUCUGGGACGUUUUCUGGCAAGUCGUGCUCACGCUCGCGAAAGGCGAAGAGGGUGCAGAGUUCGAGCACAGAGAUCUCCAUCUAGGGAAUAUCUGUGUGCGGCAUAAGAACGAGUCGACCCUUUCAGCUUCCACAGCAAAUAUCGACAUCACGAGCAAGAAGCUAGGAUUCACAGAUCUAGAGACGACAAUAAUCGACUACACCAUUUCCCGGUGCCGCCUCACCUCCAAGACCCACCCCUUUUCUGACCCUGAACAAGAGAUAGCCUACCACGACCUCCUCCCCGACCCCUCUCUCUUCCAAGGCGACAGUACCGAAGAAUACCAAUACGACAUCUACCGCUACAUGCGCGGGGCCGUCUUAGCCCAGGAUCCUAUGUCGAACGAGGACAUGCCCGACAACAAAGACAUCUGGCAACAAUACCACCCAACCACAAAUCUAAUCUGGCUCCACUUCAUCCUCUACAAGCUCCUCGAGCAGCUCUCCUGGCCUUCAUCCCAGAAACCACCGUCUCGCAAGCUAAAAGUGGCUGUGAAGCCGGCUUUUGCGGAAUGGAAACGGGCGAACGACCUGGAACAUACACUCCUCCACAUGCAGGAUCUUCUCGAUCCCGAGACGGGGAUAUGUAAAAGCUCUCUGCGUUCUGCAAGCGAUAUCGUGGCCUUGGCGUUGAGUGAAGGCUGGUUGGGUGUGGAGGAUGUGGUGGGCUGUCAUAACGAUGUUUAUACUGGGAUGAUGGUGGGAGGAGAGGGUGAUGUUGUGUCUUCUUCGCCACCAGGUACUGUUUACCUUACUACAGACGAAUGCGUGGCAGUCCCGCAGAGCAGUGAUCCACCCGCUCUCCUCACAUUCGAGGACGCACCGACGCAUAUCCAAAUCAAUAUUGAUAUCAUGGAGGAGAAAGGUCUGGAAGCUGCUACGCACGCGGCUCGGAAGACGAGACGGAAGGACAGGGCGAGGAGGAGACGGAGUACGCUAUGA
This is a messenger RNA of Recurvomyces mirabilis, 2160 nucleotides long. RefSeq lists its product as uncharacterized. Gene Ontology annotation, biological process: mitotic cell cycle; intracellular signal transduction. Gene Ontology annotation, molecular function: histone H3T3 kinase activity. Gene Ontology annotation, cellular component: nucleus; cytoplasm. NCBI's taxonomy places the organism in Eukaryota, Fungi, Ascomycota, Dothideomycetes, Mycosphaerellales, Teratosphaeriaceae. The transcript has a single exon. Bases 1 to 2160 code for a protein of 719 amino acids. The record is from RefSeq and is a predicted model, not a curated record.